GUGCGUGCAAGAUGUUGCAGACUCGUGACCCAAAACGAAGCUUUAGUGUUUUUGUGAACCUUUAAGUGAUAUCCUAGAAAGACUCUGCUGGAACAAUUCGUCAAAACACGUUUCCUCGAUUUGGGAUAUAUGAAGAACGUAGGAUUCAACUUCUGAAUAAAGAUGACGCAUGACGUUUGUUAACAAUGUUUUGAUUCUUUCGGCCGUGACGUCAGCCAGUACUACACAAAAAUGGUUCCUACUUAGUUUUGAUUCGGAAAGCAAAGUGUUUUCUAACUUUAAAUGUGUCAUUUUCGAGACAAUGAGGGGCUAAACUGGUAAAGUGGCGAGAGCUCCAAAAAUGGAGGCGUGUGCUGAAUCUGGACGCAAACUGCGCUCCAUCUGUAGGAGAAUGUACGACGAAAAUGAAGAUUUGUCCGAUGUGGAGGAAAUUGCAGAUGUCAGAGGUUUUAACUUGGAAGAGAAACUUGUAAGCGAUUCAUAUAAUAAAAACUACAUCAGGGUGAUGGAUGGCAAAGAUUUUACCUACGAAUAUGUGCAAAGAGAAGCUCUCAGAAUUCCCCUUAUUUUUAAAGCCAAAGAUGGUUUGGGAAUCAGAAUGCCAGAUCCAGAUUUUACCGUCAGUGAAGUGAAAGGUCUGGUUGGCAGUCGACGGGCGGUGGAUGUGAUGGAUGUGAGCACCCAGAAGGGCUCCGAGAUGAGCCUGGCUCAGUUUGUCCGCUACUAUGAAACACCGGAGGCAGAGCGGGACAAACUGUUCAACGUCAUCAGCCUCGAGUUCAGCCACACCAAGCUUGAGAACCUUAUUAAGAGGCCAAUUGUGGUGGACAUGGUGGACUGGGUAGAUAAUGUGUGGCCUCCCCACCUGAAAGAGAAGCAAACUGAGGCCACAAAUAUCAUAUCAGAGAUGAAGUACCCCAAAGUCCAGAAGUACUGCCUGAUGAGCGUAAAGGGCUGCUACACUGACUUCCACAUCGACUUUGGGGGCACAUCUGUAUGGUACCACGUCCACAAGGGAAGGAAGGUGUUCUGGCUUGUCCCUCCCACCCCCCACAACCUGUCUCUGUAUGAGGAUUGGGUGCUUUCUGGGAAGCAAAGUGACAUUUUUCUGGGUGACCGUGCCGACGGCUGCCAGAGGGUGGAGCUGCAGCAGGGGUACACCUUUUUCAUCCCUUCAGGGUGGAUUCAUGCUGUCUACACUCCUGAGGACACGCUCGUAUUCGGUGGCAACAUCCUGCACAGCUUUAACAUUCCCAUGCAGCUUUCUAUCUAUGAGAUUGAGAAUAGGACAAAGGUUCAUGCCAAAUUCCGCUAUCCGUUCUACUAUGAGAUGUGCUGGUAUGUCAUGGAGAGAUAUGUGCACUGCUUGACUAAACGAUCUCAUCUAAGCAGCGAGUUCCGGAGGGAAUCUAUGUUAAUUGAUGCAGAUAGGAAGCUGAGCACUGAGAGCUUCUCCUCCGACUCGAGGCUUGACAUGGAAGAGGACUCCUGCGAGACACAGCUGCAGGAUGAGCGGCAUGCCCGUCCCCCAAGACAGGCCCACACAAAUGACUCCGAUGACACUCCCGCUAACCCAGUAGACCUGCCCAGGACCCCUACAGGGUCGCCUGUGCCAGAACCCCCAAGUAAAUGGACUCACCUAACUGAAUUUGAGCUUAAGGGGCUAAAGGCUCUUGUAGAAAAGCUAGAGUCCCUUCCUGAAAACAAGAAGUGUGCUCCUGAAGGCAUUGAGGACCCACAGGGUCUACUGGAGGACAUGAAGGUUGUCCUGAAGGAGCAUGCUGACGAUGACCCGGAGCUGGCCUUGACUGGCGUGCCCAUUGUCUGCUGGCCCAAGAAAUCCAAGCAGCGACCUCCCAACCGGCCCAAGCCCAAAGCGGGAGCGCCAUCGACACCGACCGGUGCUAAGCUGUCGGGGGGGCGUGGCACGUCAGGCGCUCGGCGCCGGCGGACCCGCUGCCGCAAGUGCGAGGCCUGCCUGCGCACCGAGUGUGGGGAGUGCCACUUCUGCAAGGACAUGAAGAAGUUUGGUGGGCCGGGCCGCAUGAAGCAGUCCUGCAUCAUGAGGCAGUGCAUCGCGCCCGUCCUGCCCCACACCGCCGUGUGCUUAGUCUGCGGGGAAGCCGGCAAGGAGGACACAGUCGAGGGGGAGGAAGAGAAGUUCAAUGUCAUGCUCAUGGAGUGCUCCAUCUGCAACGAGAUUGUGCACCCUGGCUGCCUGAAGGUAAAAGAUGCUGGUGGUGUAGUGAAUGAGGAGCUGCCUAACUGCUGGGAAUGUCCGAAGUGCAAUCAUGCGGGGAAGACUGGGAAAGCCUACAAGCAAAAAAGAGGACCAGGGUUCAAGUAUGCGUCAAACCUGCCCGGCUCCCUGCUGAAGGAGCAGCGGGUCAACCGUGAGAUCAAGGAGGAGCCGGACCCGGUCAGUGGCACCAAGAGGAAGGCAGACCGUGAGGAGACCCCCAAGCAAAAGCUGGAGGAGCCGCCCAGAAAGCGGCCCCCCAUCAUACCUGUCCAGCCCGUCCAGCCUGUGCCCCCCACUGACAGCCAGCAGGCACGGCCCAAAACUGAGGACAGUCCCCUGCGGAGGAAGAGGAAGAUGUCUGAGAAAGAGCCGGAGUCCAGUGCCAGGAAACUGAAAUCCUCCAGGUCUGAUGACCCCACGAUCCCCCAACUCAUGAAGGAGAUCAAGACAGAGAGGGAGGAAGGGUCUCAGCAGAAAGAGGAAGGAGAGCAGGAGCAGGGGGAUAGAGAGAUGGAAGAAAAGAAGGCAGAAGAACAUGAAGAUGAUGAGGAAGACGAGGAGGAUGAAGAGGAGGAAGAAGGGGCAGCUGGGGAGGAAGCAGGGGAAGCAUCUCUUGGGGUUGCCCAAGGACACACGGGUAAUGGCUCGUUAAACCUUACCCAAGUUGCCCCUGCGGUCCGGGAAAGUGACCGGUCACGCUCCAGCUCCCCACGGGCGGGGCCCAGCGGCGAAGGCGCUGAGGAGCCCCAGGACAAGGGCCAGCCACGGCCACGUCGCAAGCGUCAGCUGCCCAACAAGGAGCUGAGCAAAGAGUUGAGCAAGGAGCUCAACCAGGAGAUCCAGAAGACCGAGGACUGCCUGGCCAAUGAGACGCGCCGGCCGCUGCAGCCGGAGCGAGAGAGCGAGGGCGAGGAGCCCAAGCGAGCACUCAAUAAUGGCAGCCAGCUGGCUGACGAGCGGCUUCGCCCCAAGACCCGUGAGGUCAACGGCGCCCCCCGGGAGCUGCGGCCUCACCACUAUCCCCCACAGCAGCUCUCCCCACUGGGUUGGAGCCGGAGCCCGCCCAGUGUACCUGGUGGGGGCCGGCCCCCUCCCUGUCGCUCCCCACCCAGGUGCGUGCAGAUGGAGCGACACGUCAUCCGCCCCCCGCCCAUCAGCCCCCCACCUGACUGCCUGCCCCUGGACGGCGGGCAGACACACGUGAUGCGCAGGGAGGUGUGGAUGUCUGUCUUCAGGCACCUGUCGCACAAGGAGCUGUGCGUGUGCAUGCGUGUUUGCAAGACCUGGAAUAGGUGGUGCUGUGACAAGCGGCUGUGGACCAGCAUAGACCUGAACCGCUGCAAGUCCAUCACGCCCCUCAUGUUGAGCGGAAUCAUCCGACGGCAGCCUGUCUCGCUGGACCUGAGCUGGACCAACAUCUCCAAGAAGCAGCUGAGCUGGCUCAUCAACAGGCUGCCUGGCCUCCGGAUCCUGCUGCUGUCGGGAUGCUCCUGGGUGGCCGUCUCGGCUCUCUGCACCUCCAGCUGCCCCCUGUUGCGUACCCUGGAUGUGCAGUGGGUGGAGGGGCUAAAAGACCCUCAGAUGAGGGACCUCUUGUCACCACCUACUGACAACAGACCAGGUCAAAUGGACAACAGGAGCAAACUGCGCAACCUAGUGGACCUGCGUCUGGCAGGCCUGGACAUCACGGAUGCCUCGCUCCGCCUUAUCAUCCGCCACAUGCCCCUGUUGGCCCGGCUGGACCUCAGCUACUGCAACCACAUCACAGACCAGUCGGUCAACAUCCUGACAGCUGCAGGCACAACGACUCGCGAUUCUCUGACGGAAAUCAACCUGUCAGUGUGCAACAGGGUCACGGACCAGUCUCUGGCCUACUUCAAACGUUGUGGGAGCAUCUGCCACAUCGACCUGCGCUUCUGCAAGCAGGUGACCAGGGAGGGCUGUGAGAGGUUCAUAGCAGAAAUGAGCGUCAGCGUGCAGUUCGGACUUGUAGAGGAGAAACUCCUGCAGAAGAUCAGCUAGUUCAUGCUGGGGCCUUUAGAGACUAAAUGUACAGAGGAAACUCAGCGCAACCAGCAGUGUGUUGUUUCCAAAAUGAGGUUUGUUUGUUUGUUUUUUUUUCCAUUUAUUUAUUGAUGUUUUUUUUACGUGGGGAAUAUUUUUGUUUUUUGGUCACAGAAAAUGAACAAUCAUUAAAAAGACAUUUAAAAAGAUGAACAUUAAGUUUAAAUUGUGUAGGAAAAAGUGAGCGAAAUGCAAGCAUUUUGUUUUCAAUGCUGAAGUCUCCCCCUCGAUUCUCAAGGAAUUCGCGUGUGAUCGUUUGUGCUGCUAAAGCUGGUGAGUUUGUCCACGAUGUAAUAUUAACUGUGUACAGAAGACCGAACUGGACAGUAUCUGAAAAAAUAGCAUGUUUUUAUGUUUCCUUUUAAAAUUUCCAUUUGUUACAAUUGUAUCAACAUUAUCUUGUUUAAAACAGCCGCAAUGUUUCAGAAACAGAAAUGACCAGAGUUGGUCUGUUUAUUGUAAUUUUUUUUUUAAAACUUUGUUUACCAAGUUUUUUUUGUUACAAUGCAAACCUCAUGCAUUAUUCAGAAAUAUUUUUGUAUUAAAGUGUUUCAAGCUCCAGCGUAUGCAGUAUUGAAUGCACUGUCGUCUUGUUUAAUUGACAAUAUUCAAUCUGCAUAGUUGUUUUCCUUGGGCUGACUUUAAAUUGUACUUAAGAGUGAUGCCUGUAGUAGCUGGUCCCCAUGGAGGUGUUACGUAUUAAUUUAUGCCGUGUUGUUUUAUCUGACGUGGGUGUUCCGAUUUACCAGUACAGAGGUACUUCACCUUUUUCAAAUUACUAUGUAUUACUCAGUCUAUUUCAAUGUGUUUAUACCUGGGGAAUCUGGGGGGUGGGGGGAAGACUAUUUGCACUGUUUGACAUGAAUAAAUAUAACUAUUUUUUUCCAAGGUU
Molecule: messenger RNA, 5198 nt
Organism: Paramormyrops kingsleyae
Lineage: Eukaryota; Metazoa; Chordata; Actinopteri; Osteoglossiformes; Mormyridae
Source: RefSeq, a predicted model, not a curated record